Molecule: messenger RNA, 1269 nt
Organism: Symsagittifera roscoffensis
Lineage: Eukaryota; Metazoa; Xenacoelomorpha; Acoela; Convolutidae
Product: probable cytosolic iron-sulfur protein assembly protein CIAO1 homolog
Exons: 4
Coding region: 122-1165 (347 amino acids)
Biological process (GO): iron-sulfur cluster assembly
Cellular component (GO): cytosolic [4Fe-4S] assembly targeting complex
Molecular function (GO): protein binding
Source: RefSeq, a predicted model, not a curated record
UUCAAUGACUUGGCACUGUUCGUUUCGCAAUGAUUAUGUCGGAGUGGGUUGCGAUUUAUAGCCUCGGGAUCAGCAGAAGUGCGGAUCUGUUUGAUUGAGCCAGCGGGCGGACUUAUUUGGAAUGAGUUUUAUGAAAAGUGCGGCUAGUCUGGAAGGACACUUGGACAGGGUGUGGCAUGUUGCGUGGGAGCCAAACCAGGGUAGAUACUUCACAUCAUCCUCGGCAGAUAAAACUAUCCGACUGUGGAAGUACAACGCCGACUCUAACUCGUGCUCGGCUAUCUGUGUGUUGCAGGAUGCACACAAUAGGACAGUGCGAAGCACAGCAUGGGCACCAGGCUCAACUAAAUUAGCGUCGGCCUCAUUUGACGGUACAGUUUGUGUGUGGAGUCGAGAUGAGACGAGUGACAACCUGGAGGUGGUGGCUACGAUCGAGGGCCACGAGAACGAGGUGAAGUCUGUGUCAUGGAACUGCUCCGGGAACCUCCUCGCUACUUGUGGCAGAGACAAGACUGUCUGGAUUUGGGAGGCAGACGAGGAUAAUGACUUCGAGUGCAUCUCCAUCCUGUCGAACCACAACCAGGACGUCAAGAAGGUGUUGUUCCAUCCGGAAAGAAACGUUCUCUUCUCCUGUGGCUACGACAGUACCAUCCGUAUGUACGAAGAAGAUCCAGAGAUGGACGACUGGAACUGUGUGCAGACUCUGGAGAAUCACGGCAGCACUGUAUGGUCCCUGGAUACCAACAGGGAUGCAUCAGCCCUCGCCUCUGUCUCCGACGAUCUGACGCUAAAAAUAUGGAAAGCAUUUUACCAAGGUAGUGACCAAGGAGUUGAACCUUCAUCAUCCAGUGUACCACGCUACAAGUGCGACUUAACGCUUUCCGGUGAUCACAGCAGGCCCAUCUACGAUGUUGCGUGGAAUAGAUUGUCAAACUGCAUUGCCACAGCAGCAGGCGACGACUCAAUAUGUCUAUACAAGCCAGAAAAUCUCUCCUCAAAUCCCACCGCAUAUUCACUUCUCACCAAGUGUGAACAUGCGCACAGUCGAGAUGUGAAUUCCUUAGCGUGGAACCCUGUUUAUGAUAACGUGCUAUUAAGUGCUUCCGACGAUGAAACUGUGAAAUUAUGGAAUGUUUCCUAUGACCAGUUUGGAACUUUAAUUUGAGUUUUCUUGCUAAAGGCAAAAACAAUGAUCUUUAGUGAUGUAUUUAUAUCAUUCCAGAGCUGUAAGAAGCCUGCUCUUCGGCACUUUUGUUUUCCUGCUGUCUU